Messenger RNA from Puntigrus tetrazona (Sumatra barb), 1011 nucleotides. It is a transcript of the gene tm4sf1, whose product is annotated as transmembrane 4 L six family member 18. The transcript has 4 exons. Gene Ontology annotation, cellular component: membrane. Lineage: Eukaryota; Metazoa; Chordata; Actinopteri; Cypriniformes; Cyprinidae. The coding region runs from base 35 to 625 and encodes 196 amino acids. The record is from RefSeq and is a predicted model, not a curated record.
UCCCGGAUUACAGCCGCCUGCGCUCCGUGUCAAGAUGUGCUCUCUGGCCUUCGCCAGGUCUCUGGGUUUCGCCCUCAUCCCUCUCGCCACCUGCUGCAUCGUGGCAAACGUCCUGCUCUUCUUUCCCGAUGGAAAGAUCAACUUUGUUCAGGAUAAUCACGUGACCUUGUAUGUCUGGUACUUCAUGGGGAUCGGAGGAGGUGGUUUGGUGAUGCUGAUACCAGCCUGCACCUUUCUGGGAAUGGGGAAGUGUGUGGAUUCCUGUGGAACAGACAGCUGUGCGAUGUGCGGUUCUGUGUUUGCUGCUCUGGUGGGAUUAGCCGGAUCUGCAUACUGCUUCCUGAUCUCCGCUUUAGCGCUCUUUAAGGGGCCGUAUUGCUUCACUCAGAUGGGGUGGCUAUCUCCUUUUGACAGUGAUGGCGGAAGGUAUCUGUUUACUCGAGAGAGGUGGUCCGAAUGCAUUCAGCCGGCGCACAUUGUGGAGUGGAACGUGACUCUGCUGUCUAUCCUGCUGGGUCUCAGCACCUUGGAAUUCCUCGUCUGUUUCCUGCAGCUCGUCAGCGGACUGGUCAACGCAGUGUGCCGGCCAUGCUGCUACAAACAGGAGUACAGUCUAAACGCUUGAGAAUGGAGGAGCGCUUCCCGGCCUUAGUGAGAAACAGGACUACUCGUCUGCAGCAGAACCACCGGUUCAUCAAAGAGCCAACAGAUCUGUCAAUCACACACACUUCACAACGCCAUGAAACCGGGACAUUUCCACACUAGUUUUUUUUAGCAGUGCAUGUUUUCUGUAUAAAACAAACAUUUGUAUUGUACACUACCUGCAAUAUGCAUUUUGCUAAAAUAUAAAUGUAUUUUUGUAUGAGUUCUGUUCGUUUUGUACAGGAGGUUGUUUUGUAAAUUAUUUAAAUAUUGAGAGUCAUAGUAGUACAGACAAUUAAUGUUGUUUUAUAUACCUUUAAAAGCUGUUUUAAAUAUUCCCAUCAAUUAAUAAAUAGGUCUUGUUUUAGA